Messenger RNA from Thyridium curvatum, 1605 nucleotides. RefSeq lists its product as uncharacterized. The record is from RefSeq and is a predicted model, not a curated record. Bases 1 to 1605 code for a protein of 534 amino acids. The transcript has 2 exons. Lineage: Eukaryota; Fungi; Ascomycota; Sordariomycetes; Thyridiales; Thyridiaceae.
AUGUCUACCUCCGGCCGUAGGGUUGGUCUGAGCAAGAAUGCGAACGGCCCCUCACUGCUGUCGACAUAUCGCAACCGUAAAUCUGAAGUCCGUCCGAUAGAUGCGCCUCCUGAAAGCAGUAGCUCAGAUGAGGCUCAGGAGAAGAAUGCGUCCGACUCUUCAGAUGCUGGACUUGCUGGUCGUGGAAACAUCACUUCAACAAACUUCAUGAGCAAGUCUAGAGGCCGCCCUGCAACGGCACCAUCCAGGGUCGGCGGCGGGAAGGAACGAAGCAGCGGUGUACAGAGAUCAGCUGCAUCCUUCAAAGAUGGGAACAGGAAACGAGGUAGCCCAUCGUAUGAGGACCAGGAUGAGCUGAGCGAGCCUUCCCGACCUUCAAAGAAAACGAAGCCUGCUACCACACCACAAUCCAGUCUUGGAAGCCAUCUGGAGGAUGAACCUUUCAAGAGCCAAAGCAAAGGAGCUCGAUCGCGGUAUGGUGAAAAGAAGUACUCGAGCUCCCAGUCAAGCCAGGGUCGACGGGAAGGGCCUAAGGAGCCCAAGUCGAAGUUCAAGGUGCCUCGGGCAGCCACACCAGAUGAUCUGUCGCCCAGAAAGACGUUCAUCAAGCAUGAUGGGGCACGCCGUCGACCCAUGGUGUCACCCUCACCUGUGAAGGCCUUCAAAAUGCCCACUGCUGCCAUCGUCUUGUCUAGCGAGGAUAGCUCUAAGGAGGCUUUGCCUAGAAAGAAGAUGCUGCAGAAGCGGAAGAAGCAACCGGGUCAGCUGACUGCCCUCGAUGUUGAUGACAUGGAUGCUGGUGUAUCACAAAAAGCGGUCUUCAUCAUACCUGAAGAUAUAACUAUGGAUCUCGAAGAGCCGAUAGACGAGCUCAGCGCAAAAGAGAAGGACUCGGACGAGGCAAUGGGCCCUGAAUCGACAGAGCCAGCGGAGACCACGGUCCCGGAGUCAGUGUGCCCCAUGUGCAGCAAGCCGGUGGACGGGGCGCUGCUCAAGCAAUUCUCGAAACAAGCACGGAUGAACAUCGACCAGCAGAUGAGGUUCUGCGCUCUGCACCGCAAGAAGGAGGCCCGUGAGACUUGGGUAUCCAAGGGCUAUCCCGAUAUCGACUGGAGCACCUUUGAUCGCAGGAUAGCUAGCCAUCACCAGUUCCUCAAGGGCGUUCUCGAGGGCGAAAAGUGCUACUUCCGCGAUGCACUUGACGACAAGGUCAGGCAGGGCAAGGGCCGGACGCUCAAAAAGUCGGACGACAAGAUGACGCCGGGCUACUACGGUCCCCGCGGGCUACGGGUCAUGUCCGAGAGUAUCGUCAAGGACUUUUCAUCACUGCUGCGGAAAAGGGCCGUGGAGGACAGUCUUGUCUCGGCCAGGGGAUAUACUAGCUACGUGCAGACGGUCAUGGUGCCGGAGCUGGCCGUGCACCUCAUCAUGGAAGACAUGGAUGUGGGCAGGGACGAGGCCAGGAACAUCCUGUUCGACAGCUGCACCGUGGGCGAGCUCGUGAACGAAGACAUUGCCGAUGUUGUGCUCAGGGACAGGGGAAGUGACACCGACGAGUCGUCGGUGUUGUCAGAGGUGGAAAGCGAUGAUGAGUUCCCGCUAUGA